This is a messenger RNA of Saimiri boliviensis boliviensis (Bolivian squirrel monkey), 2683 nucleotides long. RefSeq names its product sideroflexin 1 (gene SFXN1). Gene Ontology annotation, molecular function: monoatomic ion transmembrane transporter activity. The record is from RefSeq and is a predicted model, not a curated record. NCBI's taxonomy places the organism in Eukaryota, Metazoa, Chordata, Mammalia, Primates, Cebidae. Gene Ontology annotation, cellular component: mitochondrial inner membrane. Gene Ontology annotation, biological process: monoatomic ion transport; serine import into mitochondrion.
CGCGAGGACGCGCACCGGGGACGCGCGGGGCCGCCGUGGCGGGAGAAGCGCUUCCGGUGGCGGCUGAGGCUGCGCUGAGCGGGACCUGCGAGCGGCGCGGGCGGCGGCCCGGGGGAAGCGUUCGGGACCAUGUCUGGAGAACUGCCACCAAACAUUAACAUCCGGGAACCUCGAUGGGAUCAAAGCACUUUCGUUGGACGAGCCAACCAUUUCUUCACCGUAACUGACCCCAGGAACAUUCUGUUAACAAACGAACAACUAGAGAGUGCAAGAAAAACAGUACAUGAUUACAGGCAAGGAAUUGUUCCUCCUGGUCUUACAGAAAAUGAAUUGUGGAGAGCAAAGUACAUCUAUGAUUCAGCUUUUCAUCCUGACACUGGUGAGAAGAUGAUUUUGAUAGGAAGAAUGUCAGCCCAGGUUCCAAUGAACAUGACCAUCACAGGUUGUAUGAUGACCUUUUACAGGACGACGCCGGCUGUGCUGUUCUGGCAGUGGAUUAACCAGUCCUUCAAUGCCGUUGUCAAUUACACCAACAGAAGUGGAGAUGCUCCCCUCACUGUCAAUGAGUUGGGAACAGCUUAUGUUUCUGCAACAACCAGCGCUGUAGCAACAGCUCUAGGACUUAAUGCACUGACCAAGCAUGUCUCACCACUGAUAGGACGUUUCGUUCCGUUUGCUGCCGUAGCUGCUGCUAAUUGCAUUAACAUUCCAUUAAUGAGGCAAAGGGAACUCAAAGUUGGCAUUCCCAUCAUGGAUGAGAAUGGGCACCGCUUGGGGGAGUCGGCAAACGCUGCGAAACAAGCCAUCACGCAAGUCGUCGUGUCCAGGAUUCUCAUGGCAGCCCCUGGCAUGGCCAUCCCUCCAUUCAUCAUGAACACUUUGGAAAAGAAAGCCUUUUUGAAGAGGUUCCCAUGGAUGAGCGCACCCAUUCAAGUUGGGUUAGUUGGCUUCUGUUUGGUGUUUGCUACACCCCUGUGUUGUGCCCUGUUUCCUCAGAAAAGUUCCAUGUCUGUGACAAGCUUGGAGGCCGAGUUGCAAGCUAAGAUCCAAGAAAGCCAUCCUGAAUUGCGGCGUGUGUACUUUAAUAAGGGACUGUAAAGGAGGGAAGGACAUGUCUGCAGCUCACUCUGCCAUUGCAAAGCUGGUGUAGCCAUGCUGGUGAGAAAAAUCCUGUUCAACCCGGGUUCUCCCAGUUACAAAAACCUUUCAAAGACCCACUUUAGCCUUUUAGAAUAAAGCUGCUACUUUAACAGAGCACUUGGUGUGGGCCAAGCGUCUGACACCUCUUGACUCUCUUACAUUGAAUCAUGUUAAGAUUUAUAGAAAUACCUUCCUAUAGCUUUUAUAGUCAUUGUUUUUCAAAGACAAUAUCCCAGCCCUCUCCCAGGGUUUUAAAAAAGCACUGGUAGACAUGGAAUAGGUGCUCAGUAUAUGGUCAGUAAAUGUUCUGGUGAUUAUCAAUCAGUGAAAACAGAAUCUGUUUAAAAUACUGAAUUUUCAUCUCACUUCCAUUGCAAGUCAACGCGAGAUCUCAGCAGUGAACUGGGAAAACACAAAAGCUCUGGGCUAACCUGUAAAAACUGGCCCUGAAAUAUUAAAGGCAGUUUGCUUCUAGUUUGGCGACUGUGCUGGCCCAAUGUCGAUGAUGAAGUGUUUGGAUUUGUAGGGCAAAAGCUCCUUCACACCCCUUCCAAAAGUCAGUUACGGACCAGUGCAACAUGCCUCCCCUGCUGGAUAAUUACAUACAUUCAGAUUGUGAGUAGAUUUCCUUGGUAGACUUUAAUUUAUUGUUUUAUAUUCUUAUACAGAUAUUAAUCUUACCUUGCAGUUACUGACUUUGUAUUCAGCUAUUUACAUCAUAUGACUGAAAUGUACAAAUGUCAAGUUUUGGAAGUAUAUUCAAUACCAAUGCUGUAUGAGUGGGCUGAAUGUAGUUUGUUGUUUUUUUUCCUAUAAGAAGUGAGACCACAGUUCCAGCUACCUACCUGUCUUUUCUUCUCAUUCUUAUAGAUCUCUUCGACUUUCAGAAAGAUACAGUGAUAAUGUGUAUGAAUCAGUCACGGUGAAUUUUACUUGAAUAUUGUAUGUUACAUUCCACCUCAUUUAAAAAUAAUGAAACCAUGUACCACUGUUUACAUCAUUUGUAGUGAUUCCACAGAUAAUAUAUUUCAUAGAGCAGAUUAUGUUUCAAGUCUGUAGGUGUUUAACGUCAUAUACGGUCAACCCUCUGUAUCCGUGAGCUGCACCUCUGUGAAUUCAACCAAGUUUGGAUGGAAAAUCUUUUUUAAAAAGGUACAAAAUAUAUAUAACAAUGAAAAAUAAUACAAAUUUAAAAACCAGUACAGUAUAACAACUAUUGACAUAGUGCUGACAUUGUAUUAAGUGUUACAAGUAAUCUAGAGAUGAUUUAAAGUAUACAGGAGGAUGUGCCUAGGUUAUAUGCAAAUACUGCACCAUUUCAUAUCAGGAACUUGAGCAUCCGCAGAUAUUAGUAUCGGAGAGCGGUCCUGGAACGACUCACCCACGGAUACUGAGGGGCGACAUUUCUUGAAGUGAUGAAGCGUAGAUCAUUGUAUUCAGAGAUUGUAAGUGAAAAAAAUAUAAAAACUAUUUAGUUUUGACAGAUUUUUUUUCUGACAAUGUGACCAGAAUUGAAUUUCCUCAUAAAGAAAAAAUGGCGUGC